Chanos chanos (milkfish) is the source of this 1099-nucleotide messenger RNA. Its product is annotated as RING finger protein 227. The record is from RefSeq and is a predicted model, not a curated record. Lineage: Eukaryota; Metazoa; Chordata; Actinopteri; Gonorynchiformes; Chanidae. Bases 52 to 564 code for a protein of 170 amino acids. Gene Ontology annotation, molecular function: ubiquitin protein ligase activity. The transcript is spliced from 2 exons. Gene Ontology annotation, biological process: protein ubiquitination.
UGUGUUGCUUCGCUAUCCAGCUAUCUACAGGAGUUAACCGAUUUGGGAAGGAUGUGCGAGGAUCUAGACUGCGGGAUAUGUUACCGCGUUUACAACACCGGCCGACGGUGUCCUCGAUUGCUGAGCUGUAAACACAGCUUUUGUGAAAGUUGUCUGAUAACCCUCUCUCGGCGCGCCCCUUGUCACUCCGCCAAGUCCCAGACGGACUCGACGAUAGUCUGUCCCUUGUGUCGCCACGCCACUUCACUGACAGACGGCGGAGUGAAAGACAAGCUGCCGGUUGACGAAGACGUUUUGGAGCGCAUGAUGACAUCUGGGGUCUUGGAGGCAAAUUCAAACGAUAACGCUGAUGACGAAGAGCCACACAACGACACCUCCGACCACUGUUCAGUCACACAAACGGAUUCAGAUAACGACACAUCACCGACAACGCGGAGAGGAAAGGUCUGGAGAUCGCUCUGCCGGUUCUGUGAUAAAAUAACCGGGGGAAAUCGCAGAGGAGACAGCUGUAUGACCGAUCAAGACGUGAGGGACCUGGCUCUGAUGUCGUGCUACAUGAUCUGAAUGAAAGCCCUGGGCGAAGCGCGAGGAAACCUCGGCAGUACGCCUCAAAUGCAACUUCAGCGUAUUUGGAUGACGUACCUAAUUUACGUAACACAUUUCAAACGUUGAGUAGUAACACGCGCUGUUAACGUAAUAUGUCAUGUAGUAGUUUAGGUUUGGAAAAAAAUGUGAAGAAAGUGUGGAAUCAGCGUGAACGGAUGAACAUGGUUGAGAUUAUCACACACAGACAUGACCACGAUAACAGGGUACAUGUUGUCUGUAAGGACUUGGUAAAACAGUGUUACGCCUCCGUGUUUUGAUUUUCGAUUAAAUUCUCCAAAUCAAGGCCGGUUGCUUGGGAUAACAGUCGAUCACGUGCAUGAAGAGUGUUGGAUUGUGCUCGACGGGACUGGUGGAGUUUGACGAAGGGGUCUCUCCUUAGAGAAUAAUUGUGUAUCAAGUCAUGAUAUGAUUUGUUAUUUUAAAUUUAUGCGGCUCCAUCAUGUAAAAUUUAACUUAUUUUUUUUACGUUCUAUUUAUUUGUAAGUGAGUUUGU